CAGUCUCUCAUUCGUCUCUCGUAUUCGCUGUCGUCAGCACACGCGCACGCAACGAGCAACGGAUUCGAGAGUUUCGCGUACGAGUUUUCGCCCUCACCUCGUCCAGCGCACACACACACACGCACACAUAACGAAAGACACAUAUAUAUUUAUAUAUAUACGCACGUCGUCGGUUAUUCGCUUCGGUGACGGCGCUCGUUAACGCUUGGGAACAGGUUUCGCCGCUGUCCGUUCGCUCAACGGCGAAACAGAAAGGUGCUCAAUUCCGCGUUGUGUGGAGGUAUUUUUCGACGUCUCACGCAACGCGCUGAUUUUUUGCCCAAAUAGCAAAAAAUUCCCAAAAAAAAGCAGAAAAUUACAAAGAAAGCAAAAACAAAAAAAAAACUUAAACAAAUUUGUCAAAGCACAUUUCGCGACGCGUUUUAAUAAACAAAUUUCAAGUGUUUUUGCGUUCAAAAUAAAACAAGAAAAAAUAAUAUCUAAAACAAAUAGCAAAAGCUGUUGCAAAAGGCGAAAUGAAAAUUUAAGAUAUAUAUACAUCAAUAUACCUACAUAUAUAUAUAUAUAUAUGUGUGUCAAUUGCCAAAACUUGUGGCGAUUCCGAACAAAUUCAACUAGAUAAAUCAAAAAGAAAUUCCAACAAGUGCAACAUGGUUUCCCUAUCAAAUGUUCAAACAAAUCAUAGCCAAUAAAAUAAAUAACUGAUAAACGAAAAAAACAAAAACACAAAAACAACAAAUAUAAAUCAAAUUUUAAAUUAAAGUCAACUCUAACUAAUUGAGCUACGCAUAGUAACUGGACUAAGGCAACUGUAAAAGUGUCAAACAUAAAAAGUAUCUGCAAGAUACAAGCGUGCAUUUAACGGAUUUAACUCUAAUUGAAGUGUUCUGGAGACUUUGAGGCAUCUACAGGUGCUUACGAAGAGUCGAAAAGUAUCUGCAACUGCAAGUAGCUAUAAAUUGUUCAAUAUUGAGCAAAAAGUGGCGACAACUCAACUCAAAAAGGCAAAAGAUACAAAAGAAUCUUUGAGUUGCAAAAGUAUCUGCAGCUAAAGCAAAUAUAACCAAGAGAUACAUACAAGUAUCUGCAAGUAUUUAAAGUCAACCAGAAGAAAAGUAUCUACAGCUAAACAAAGGCAGCUAAAGCAAAUGUAUCUAUGACAUGCAAAAGUAUCUACAAGCUACAGAAAAGUAUCUGCAACAAAGCAAAUGUAUCUAUCGAUUGAUAAAGUAACUAAAACACACUAGAUACAAUUAAACGGAGAUUAUCUGCCAGCAUUGCGUUAGCUUAAUGCCUUGCCUCAAUCGCUAGCGCUUGAAAUCCAAUUGCCAAGAGCAACAGCAACAACUACGGCAACAGCAGCAGUAACAAACAGCAGCAAAUAGAUACACAAGAGCAACCACAACGCUUGCAACGAUGCUGACGAUGGAAGCGGACAUGAAGUGCGGCAUCCUGCCCGGCCAAAUGCCGCCGCUGCACGGCCAUGCACAUGCCGCAGCUGCGGCCACAUCAUAUUCGGCAUUGGCGCCGCUGAUGAACCUGGGCCCCUCCCAUCUCACCCACUCGCACCUCAGCCAGCACAAUCAUCAUCAUCACCAUCAUCAUCAUAUGAGCGCCCACAUCGCGGCCAGCCAGAGUCCGAAUCCGCUCAGCUCGCUGCAGUCGAGCAUUGCCAAUACGCUGAACGGCGCCACGCAACAGCAGCAGCAGCAGCAGCAGCAGCAGCAGCAGCAGCAGAGCUCGCCCCUGCACAGCUCCAGUGAGCUGAGUCCGACGCAGAGCAGCAUUGGCAGCCAUCACAUGACCUCACCCGUUAGCCAUCAUCAGCAGCAGCAACAGCAGCAGCAACAGCAACAACAGCAGCAGCAGCAACACUCGCAGCAUCCGUCGCUGAUGGGCGCUGGCAGUGCUCUGAGCAGCAUGACCGCCGGCAGCAACAACAACAACAACAACAACAGCGCCACUGCGAACAAGAAUCAGCAGCACGCGGAUCGCGUGAAGCGGCCAAUGAAUGCGUUCAUGGUCUGGUCACGCGGCCAGCGUCGCAAAAUGGCUUCCGACAAUCCAAAGAUGCACAAUUCAGAGAUAUCGAAGCGCCUGGGCGCACAGUGGAAGGAUCUAUCGGAGGCGGAGAAGCGGCCCUUCAUCGAUGAGGCGAAACGUUUGCGGGCCGUUCACAUGAAGGAGCAUCCGGAUUACAAAUAUCGUCCGCGUCGCAAGACCAAAACCCUGACCAAAACCAAGGAGAAGUACCCGAUGGGCGGCGCAGGUCUGAUGCCCGGCCAGGGUCCGCCCGGCGGCCAGGUGGGCGAUAUGCCCGGCACACCGACACGCCUCGGCCAGCAGGUGGGCGGCGGCGUUGGCGGCGUCGGUGGCAUGUCACAGAAUCAGUCCAGCGGUGCAUCGGCAGCGGCUGCUGCGGCGGCUGCUGCUGCCGCGGCCGCCCAACAGGUGCGCCCCAACAUCCAUCAGAUGGGCGUGCCCAAUGGCUACAUGCCCAACGGCUACAUGCAUCCGGAUCCUGCUGGCUAUCAGACGCACUACAUGAACUACGCGCCGCGCUACGAGAUGACGCACAUGUACAAUGGCUACGGCAUGUACGAUACGGUUGCCGGCGGCCAGACAUCGCCCUACGGCAGCAGCACCCUGCAACAGCAGCAGCAGCAGCAGCCCGGAUCCCCGUCGCCGUACGGCAGCGCCGGACUGCAGCAGCCGAGCAAUGGCUCGCCGGCGCCGUAUGGUGCACAGAUAUCCUGCCAGAGCCACAGUCCCAGCGAUUCCAGCAUCAAGUCAGAGCCCGUUUCGCCCAGUCCCAGUGCGAUUGCACUGAAUAACAACAACAACAACAAUAACAAUAAUAAUAACAACAACAAUCACAUCAUGAAGCGGGAAUAUGUGACAUCGGCGACGGCAGCGGCAGCCGCAGCGGCGGCAGCAGCUGGCGCCGGCACCGAUCUCAACAAUCUGAUGAACAUGUAUCAUCUGCACGACGCGCCCGAGCAGCAGCGCCACCUGAUGCACUACCAGACGGCGUCGCCGGAGCUGCAGCAGCAGUCGAUGCAGCACGUGAUGCACCAGCACCAGCAACAGCAGCAACAGCAGCAGCAGCAGCAACAGCAAUUGGCCCAGCAGCAACAUCCGCAGCAACAACAUGCGCAACAGCAGCACCUGCAGCAGCAGCAGCAACACCAGCAACAUCAGCUGCAUCAGCAAUCGCUGCGCGCAAUGGCGCCGCUGGCACAUAUGUGAGAAAUGGCCAGCGCCUAUGGAGCAGCCGCCGUUGGGUCUGUGACGCCGCCGCCGCCAACCGUUGCUGGCGCUUAUAUGCCAGCAGGGGCCGUGCAAGCAGCAGCGGCAGCAGCCGCCGCCCAGCAACAGCAGCAGCAGCAGCAACAGUUGCUGAAUGGCCGGCCAAGUCCGACGGCGUCGGGUUCGGGAUCGUCGGGCGGCCGCUCCUCGGCGCAUUCGAGUGGUCAUAUUGCCACAGCGCAUUCACCCGCCUUGGCGGCGGCUGCUGUUGCCGCUGCCGCCUAUCAGUUGUCCGCAACAACAGCAGCAGCAGCAGCCACCACCUCCUCCUCCGCUGCCGCCGCCUCCUCCGCAGUCGCUGCAACUAGCUGCCAAGCGGCCAGUGCAUUUGCGGCCUCGGCCAGCAUGCUGGACAUGCAACAACAAUUGGAGGAGCAACAGCAGCAACAGCAGCAGCAGCAUCACCAGCACUACCUGCAGCAUCAGCAACAUCUGCAGCAACAGCAGCAGCAGCAGCAGCAGCAUUUGCAGCAUCAUCAGCAGCAGCAGCAUCCGCAUCAGCAGCAUCCACAUCAGCAUCAGCUGUAUCAUUAUCAUGCCACGCAUCCGCAGCAGCUGCAUGAGGCGAGCGCUGGCUUGUUGGAUAUAUCCACAUUGUAAAUUAUUGAAAAUAUAUAUAUAUGAAUAUAUAUGCAUAAAUAUAUGUAUAAAUAGAACCUACACACACACACA
Drosophila mojavensis is the source of this 3981-nucleotide messenger RNA. RefSeq names its product hormone receptor 4 (gene SoxN). The transcript has a single exon. The record is from RefSeq and is a predicted model, not a curated record. Gene Ontology annotation, biological process: anatomical structure morphogenesis; positive regulation of transcription by RNA polymerase II; cell differentiation. Lineage: Eukaryota; Metazoa; Arthropoda; Insecta; Diptera; Drosophilidae. Gene Ontology annotation, molecular function: RNA polymerase II cis-regulatory region sequence-specific DNA binding; DNA-binding transcription factor activity, RNA polymerase II-specific.